Molecule: messenger RNA, 2052 nt
Organism: Oncorhynchus masou masou (cherry salmon)
Lineage: Eukaryota; Metazoa; Chordata; Actinopteri; Salmoniformes; Salmonidae
Product: VPS10 domain-containing receptor SorCS2-like
Exons: 15
Cellular component (GO): membrane
Source: RefSeq, a predicted model, not a curated record
AUGUCUGUUGUCAUUGCUUUCCAGGUGCGUGGGAUCAAGGGGGUCUUCCUGGCCAAUCAGAAGGUGGAUGGCAAAGUGCGGACUCUCAUCACCUAUAACAAAGGCCGAGACUGGGAACCGCUAGCUCCGCCUACUACUGACAUGAACGGCAAACCGGUCAACUGCAAAUCACCUGACUGUCACCUCCACCUCCACCUGCGCUGGGCUGACAACCCCUACGUAUCAGGGACCGUCCACACCAAAGACUCAGCCCCCGGACUCAUCAUGGGCGCAGGUAACUUGGGUUCCCAGCUGGUGGAGUAUAAAGAAGAGAUGUACAUCACCUCUGACUGUGGGAAGACCUGGAGACAGGUGUUUGAGGAGGAGCAUCACAUCCUGUACCUGGACCAUGGAGGGGUCAUCGUUGCCAUCAAAGACACCUCCAUCCCUCUCAAAAUACUCAAGUUCAGUAUUGAUGAGGGACGCACCUGGACCAUCCACAACUUCACAAGCACCUCAGUGUUCGUGGACGGACUUUUGAGCGAGCCGGGAGAUGAGACGUUGGUCAUGACGGUGUUCGGUCACAUCAGCUAUCGGUCAGACUGGGAGCUGGUCAAGGUGGACUUCAGACAGUCAUUCCCCAGACAAUGUACAGAGGGAGACUACGACUCCUGGAAACUCACAGAUCUGCAGGGAGAGAAGUGCAUCAUGGGUCAGGAGAGGAGUUUCAGGAAGAGGAAGGACACUGCGUUCUGUAUCAAGGGGAGGAGCUACACCUCCGCCCUGACUACCAAGCCCUGCCAGUGCUCCGAGAAAGACUUCAACUGUGACUAUGGGUUUGAACGUGCCCAGAGCCUCAAAACAGAGGGAGAUAGAUGCUUCGCUGACUUCUGGCACGACCCAGACUCACCGCCCGACGACUGUCACCAGGGACACAACUUUGAGUCCAGUACUGGGUACAGGAAGGUUGUGUCCAACUUGUGUGAAGGGGGAGUGAACAAGCAGCAGAGCGCCAAGCAGCACACCUGUCCUCUGCUGCCGCCCAGAGGCCUCCAGCUGGGCAUCAAAGGACAGAUGCUGGCUGUGGCGCCUGGUGAUGACAUCACCUUCAUUGUCCACCAGGAGCAGGGUGACACCAGCAGCACUAAGUACCAGGUGGAUCUGGGGGACGGGAUGAGGGCCAUCUACCAGAACCUGACGGUGACAGACGAACCCAUCCAGCACCGCUACGAUCAGCAGGGAGUCUACCGCGUCACCGUCAAGGCUGAGAACGUUGCCGGACACGACCAGGCCACCAUAUAUAUCCAGGUCACAGCCCCUCUACAGGAAGUUCACCUAGAAGUAGUUCCCAUCGCCGGGAUUAACCAGGAAGUCAACCUGACAGCUGUGGUACUUCCCUUUGAGGCCAACCUGACUGUCUUCUACUGGUGGAUAGGAGACAACCUGCAGCCCAAGAUGUCCCUGGGGAACAGUCUGAUAACGAGGUUCCCUGAGGAAGGAGAGGUGUCUGUCACCGUCCAGGCCUCUAACGGACGCUCCAUGGUGCAGGACACCAAGAACGUCCACGUCUACGACCGUUUCCAGGUCAUCCCCCUUGCCUUCAGCAGUAACCUGGACCGCCUCAACCCAAACAUUCCAGAGUGGAGGGAGGACGUGGGUCAGGUGGUCACCAAGAUAUUGGCAAAGAUCACAGGUAUCCCCCGGGUGUCCCUGGUAACCAUGGUGAAGCGGGGACUGCCCACCACAGCUGACCUGUACGUUCUCCCACCAGAGAGCCAGCGUGAUAAGAGGAGCGUGUUUGUGGAUAAGCGUAUCCCUGCCAUCAAGCAGGCCUUCAACGACAACAACGUUAGCUUCAUUGUACGAGGAGGUCUACAGGUGUUGGUGACGCUAGCUGACCCGAACGCAGGUAACCAAAGCAUCCUACUGGCAGCGCUGGGACGACUGGCGGCACUGGGCAGACUGACGGCGCUGGGCAGACUGGCGGCGCUGACGUCGCUGGGCAGACUGCCGGCGCUGGGCAGACUGGCGGCGCUGGGCAGACUGGCAGUACUGGCGGCGCUGGGCAGACUG